Messenger RNA from Propithecus coquereli (Coquerel's sifaka), 841 nucleotides. RefSeq names its product regulator of G-protein signaling 10 (gene RGS10). The transcript is spliced from 6 exons. NCBI's taxonomy places the organism in Eukaryota, Metazoa, Chordata, Mammalia, Primates, Indriidae. Gene Ontology annotation, molecular function: GTPase activator activity; G-protein alpha-subunit binding. Gene Ontology annotation, biological process: regulation of G protein-coupled receptor signaling pathway. Bases 57 to 560 code for a protein of 167 amino acids. The record is from RefSeq and is a predicted model, not a curated record.
CUGAGAAGGCAUUGGAUUUUUGGUCUGCGUGGAAGUUCUCGGGUGGACCCCUGAGCAUGGAACACACCCAUGACAGUGACGGUAGUUCCAGCAGCAGCCGCCAGAGCCUCAAGAACACAGCCAAAUGGGCGGCCUCCCUGGAGAAUCUGCUGGAAGACCCAGAAGGCGUGAAGAGAUUUAGGGAAUUUUUAAAAAAGGAAUUCAGCGAAGAAAAUGUUUUGUUUUGGCUAGCAUGUGAAGAUUUUAAGAAAACGCAAGAUAAGAAGCAGAUGCAGGAAAAGGCAAGGGAGAUCUACACGACCUUUCUGUCCAGCAAGGCCUCCUCACAAGUCAACGUGGAGGGACAGUCUCAGCUCAAUGAAAAGAUUCUGGAAGAACCACAUCCUCUGAUGUUCCAGAAACUCCAGGACCAGAUCUUCAAUCUCAUGAAGUACGACAGCUAUAGCCGCUUCUUAAAAUCUGACUUGUUUUUAAAACACAAGCGAACCGAGGAAGAGGAAGAAGAUCUGCCCGAUACGCAAACUGCAGCGAAAAGAGCUUCCAGAAUUUAUAACACAUGAGCCCCCAAAGAGCCAGGACUGGCAGCUUUAAGAAGCAAAGGAACCCACUCUCAGGACCGUGCAGGGUUUAUAACUGCUUAUUAUGUGCAAGGACUGAAAUGUACAAAACCCUUCAAUGGGGUCUGUAUUUUUUUGUUAACUGCUUUACCAGUAAGCUUUGCAUGAUGGCUAAUCUUACAUAAAAACAAAUAGCUUUGAAGUUUUAGUUCACAAGACAGAGAUUCCUUCAACACUGGACACUUGGAGCAUUUUAUAGCUUGAUUAAACUUCAUGAGAGGCCA